AUGAAGCCCAUAAAGAGCAGGAAAAAUACUGGUUUAAAGCUCCCAAGGAGUAUAUUGGACGAAAUUGACAGUAAUGAAGGUGCUUCAAGAAAUCAGAAAGGCAAGCGGGAACUGUCUCAUAGAGAAAAAAGAAAGCUAUCUAGAAAUACAAAAAAUGGCUCUAUGGAUGAUCAGCGGCCACGUCGUACACGAAAGGAGGAACGAGAAACCGACGAUGCUUUAGACAUGCUGUCAGCUUCACAAGAGCUCCCAAAAAGCAAGAAAGCAAAGAAAGAUUCAUCUCCUUCAUAUGAAGACUUUGCUCGUAAGCAGCAACUUGAUGCAUUAGGAGAGGAUGACCGGGAAAUUGCGAUGCUAGAAAAGAGACUUGGAAUCCGCGGGAAAAAAACUAAGCGCACGUCUCAGGUCGACAAAGAAUUUGGAUGGAUUAUAGAGGACUUGGGUCAAGACUUAAAUGAUCUUGAAAACGAUGGCUUGUUGGCUCCCCAUGAAGAGGAGGAUGCCGGCGAGGAGUCUGUUGACUUUGAGGAAGAGCCGGAAAGUGAAGAAAGUUUUCAGGGAUUUUCAGAAGAGGAGGAUAAUCAAGAAAAUGAAAAUUCAAAUGAGGAGCAGGAAGUAGAAAGUGCAAGUGAGGAAGACAUGGAGGAAGAAAAAGGGUUGAAGGAGGAUUCUCCUGAAGACGAGCAAGUUCAGCCUCAAGAGGAGCCAAAACGCCAAAAUCCUUAUCUUCCAGCUGCUUCUUCUACACCUUCCACUGGAAAAUACAUCCCUCCGUCCCUUCGUCAAAAGACUUCUGCAGAUGAUCAAGGCUCCAUCGAGUUGACUCGUCUUCGAAGACGUCUUCAAGGGUUACUAAACCGUCUUUCCGGUGCUAAUGUGGGAUCCAUCGUUGGAGAAAUUGAAGCUAUUUAUAUGGAGAACUCCCGCCAUUCAGUAACCGACACGCUAACAAAACUUAUUCUACAAAUUGUUAUGGCCAGGGAAUCUAUGUUGGACCAGCUUGUCAUUGUUUACGCCGCACUUUCCACCGCUCUUUAUCGUAUCAUCGGUCCCGAAUUCGGAGCUUACUUGCUACAAUCAUUAGUCGAUGAAUUCUUGCGUCUUUACAAAUCGAAGGAGACGGAACCUCUUUCCUCUCACAAAGAAACGUCUAAUUUAAUAGUAUUUUUCGUGGAGCUCUACAAUUUUCAACUUGUUUCUUGUAUCUUGGUUUACGACUUUGUUCGCAUGUUUUUGAAGUCCUUGACAGAGCUAAAUGUUGAGCUUCUGUUAAAAAUCGUACGCAAUUGCGGUAAUCAGUUGCGAAGUGAUGAUCCAUCUGCUUUGCAAGACAUCGUUCAGGAAAUGAACUUACUAUUGAGUACAGCUGAUCCAGCGUCUAUUUCUGUUAGAACUAAAUUCAUGGUUGAGUCUAUUACGAGCCUCAGAGAGAACAAAAAAGCAAAAGUCGCCAUAGCAAACUCUCAGUUGAAGUCUGAAGCAGUGAAUCAACUGAAAAAGUUUUUGGGUUCUCUCAAUAAUCGAUCCCUUCGUGCUACUGAGCCAUUGCGUGUCAGUAUGCAAGACAUUGAACAGGUUGAAAGUAAGGGCCGUUGGUGGUUAGUUGGUGCUUCUUGGAAGAGCGAUCCUUUGGUUGAGAACAAUAUUGCAUCCUCGUCCUCUAAAAUAACAGAAGAAAAAAAGAAGAAUGAAGAGCUUCUUGCUCAUUCACGGCUUUUGCAAACAGCAAAGAAAUUGCGUUUAAAUACGGGUAUUCGAACCUCAAUUUUUAUUGCUUUGAUGGGAGCAGAGGAUUAUAUUGAUGCUUGGGACCGGAUUCUCAAACUUCGUCUGAAAAAAGUUCAGCAGCCUGAAAUUGCAUAUGUAAUAUUGCAUUGUGCCUCAAAUGAAAAAAUGUAUAAUCCUUUUUAUGCUCUUGUUGCAUUAAAGUGCUGUACGCGACAACAUAAUUUGAAAAAAUCUUUCCAAUUUUCCUUAUGGGAUUUCUUUAAUGAUUUACAACCUGAGGAUGAUGGCGAAGCAAUUGAAGUUCCUACGCGAAAGGUUUUCAAUUUGGCAAAACUCUACGCCUACUUGCUGAUUGAAGGAGGACAACCAUUAACGAUUUUAAAGCACGUCGAUUUCAUGAGUAUGAAUUCUCAGUUACAGACUUUCAUUCUCGUUUUCUUGUCUGAUAUAUUGAUCGGAAGUAAGGAAGAUAUUCAAGUCGUGCAAAUUAUGGACACAUGCAAAACGGAGAAGAAUUUGUCUUCCAAGGUUGAUUGGUUUUUGAAGACAUACGUGCGCAACAAUCCAUUGGUAGAAGGAAAAGAAAAAUCAUUGUUAAAGUCUAAUCUUUCAAUCGCUAGAGCUGCUUUACAGACUAUUGCUAAAAAUGAAGCGUAA
Schizosaccharomyces osmophilus is the source of this 2385-nucleotide messenger RNA. RefSeq names its product ribosome small subunit biogenesis protein Sgd1 (gene sgd1). The record is from RefSeq and is a predicted model, not a curated record. Gene Ontology annotation, molecular function: RNA binding; protein binding. NCBI's taxonomy places the organism in Eukaryota, Fungi, Ascomycota, Schizosaccharomycetes, Schizosaccharomycetales, Schizosaccharomycetaceae. The coding region runs from base 1 to 2385 and encodes 794 amino acids. Gene Ontology annotation, biological process: ribosomal small subunit biogenesis. The transcript is spliced from 4 exons. Gene Ontology annotation, cellular component: nucleolus.